AUGAUGAAAACUCUGUCAACUAUUUCUUCAUUUGCAGUGGUACUCCUUUAUGAAAUCAUGAAAAUUGGGAACUCCACCUCAGAUUUCAUUCUCCUGGGACUCUUCAACUACACAGAAGCCCACCUGUUUCUCUUUGUGAUGGUUCUGACGAUUGCUUUCAGCUCCCUGGUGGGCAAUGCCCUCAUGAUUCUCCUGAUUCAUCAGGAUGUCCAUCUCCACACACCCAUGUACUUCCUACUGAGUCAACUCUCCCUCAUGGACAUGAUGCUGAUCUCCACCAUUGUGCCCAAAAUGGCAGCUGACUACUUGAGUGGCAAGAAGUCCAUCUCCCCGGCUGGCUGUGGGUUGCAGAUAUUUUUCUUCCUUACUUUGGCAGGGGGCGAGUGCUUCCUCUUAGCAGCCAUGUCCUAUGACCGCUAUGUGGCUGUUUGCCACCCACUGAGGUACCCCAUUCUCAUGAGCUGGCAAUUAUGCCUGAGAAUGACCAUGGGGUCCUGGUUCUUGGGGGCAGCUGAUGGGCUCAUGCAGGCUGCUGCCACCCUGAGUUUUCCAUUCUGUGAUGCACAUGAGAUCAAUCAUUUCUUCUGUGAGGCCCCCACUCUGGUGCGUUUGGCUUGUGCUGACACGUUUGUUUUUGAGUAUGUCAUGUAUAUCUGCUGUGUAUUAAUGUUGCUGGUUCCAUUUUCUCUCAUUCUGAUUUCCUACAGUCUCAUCCUUGCUGUGGUUCUCCAGAUGCGUUCUAGAGAAGCCCGCAAGAAGGCUUUUGCCACCUGCUCCUCACAUCUGACUGUGGUGGGACUCUUUUAUGGAGCAGCUAUUUUUAUUUACCUGAGACCCAAAUCCUACACGUCAGCUAACCACGAUAAAGUGGUGUCAGCCUUCUAUACUAUCUUCACCCCGGUGCUGAACCCCAUUAUCUACAGUCUUAGAAACAGUGAAGUCAAAGGAGCCCUGAGAAAGUGUAUGAGUCAAUGUGCUACCAUAAAUCAUGAGUAA
Nyctereutes procyonoides (raccoon dog) is the source of this 996-nucleotide messenger RNA. RefSeq names its product olfactory receptor 2T8-like. Gene Ontology annotation, cellular component: membrane. Gene Ontology annotation, biological process: G protein-coupled receptor signaling pathway. The transcript has a single exon. Bases 1 to 996 code for a protein of 331 amino acids. Gene Ontology annotation, molecular function: olfactory receptor activity; G protein-coupled receptor activity. The record is from RefSeq and is a predicted model, not a curated record. NCBI's taxonomy places the organism in Eukaryota, Metazoa, Chordata, Mammalia, Carnivora, Canidae.